This is a messenger RNA of Naegleria gruberi, 3285 nucleotides long. Its product is annotated as kinesin-14. The transcript has a single exon. Gene Ontology annotation, molecular function: ATP binding; microtubule binding; microtubule motor activity. Gene Ontology annotation, biological process: microtubule-based movement. NCBI's taxonomy places the organism in Eukaryota, Heterolobosea, Eutetramitea, Acrasida, Naegleriidae. Bases 1 to 3285 code for a protein of 1094 amino acids. The record is from RefSeq and is a predicted model, not a curated record.
AUGCAACGUCCCUCUUCCACAACAAGAGUAGUCUCCGGAAGUACAACACCCAACAAGGCUAACAUUUGGGCAUUGAGGAAGUCUACAUCAAGUUUACCCUCUUCAAAUACAAUCAAUAAUUCCUCAUCGACACCAUCAUCAGGCUCAUGGAUCAGAGAAUCUUCACUCAUCAUUCCCUCCAAUAUUCCCAACAAGAAUAACAAUACUAAGGCUGGUGGUGUGAUGAUGAUAAAUUCCGAUCAACAAGUGCAACAAAAACCUGAACAAGAUACACUCUCGAUAUUAAAUGAUUUGGCGAAUCAAUCCUCCCCUCUCCCAAUCACCAAAUCUUCCUCAACUCUAACUCCUUCCAACACUAACAAAUCAUCUCUUACCACAUCAACAAACGGUGUCAUCACUCCAAACAAGACAAGUUUUGGUGGCUUAAAGAAGAUGCUGUACAAUAAGUCUAAUGAUGAGAAUGUGGAAGCACCAACCCAUCAAGGAAAGACUCCUAAUAAGACACCUUCCAAGAAGGUAUCUUUUGAACUUGUCACCAAAAAGAAAACACCCUCCGUUCUACAACCUCAAAAUCCUAAUAUUAUUCCACAAACAAUUACUAAAGAAAAUUUGAAAGUGUCACCUGAAAAGGUAGAAAAAGUUGUCGCCCAACCUGCUAUUUCAAAUCAAGGUGAAGAGAAAUUUUCAUUUACAGUUUUUUCGACAAUUACACAAAAGAAUUACAAAAUUCUGAUCAAAUAUAAGGAUGUGAACAAAUUGAAGGUUUACAAGAUUAAAUCCAAUCUUCACCGAGUUGUAAAUGUACCAGUUGAGGAGCAAGUACUUUACGCCUCUGUACCUACACAAGAAAUCUCAGUUUCUAAACCGCUCGAGGACCAUGUAACAGGAUCAUCUUUGAGCUUGUCAGAUAAAACUGUGCUCAUUCUUGUCCAUAUUUCUCAAAGAAAGCAAUAUGAAAAUCAAAUCGAAAAGAGGCAGUCUCCGAAUAAGGUAAAUCAACAACAAAAUGAUGAAAUGCUUCUCGAAGAAGAGCAACCAAGACCUCCAAAAACUCCGUCUCCAAACAAGCUCACUUCACCAAGUAAGCAACCCCUUCAACACGACUCUCCUCCUCAACAAUUAUCCUCCCCAAAUCAACCAUACCAAAACGAUUCGAAAUCCCCUUCACCUAUUGCAAAACAACUUUCUCCAAAGUUAUCUUCUUCACAAUCUGAGGAUCGAAAUGAAGAAUAUGAUCUGGAUGAUUCUUUUAUCAACAGUUUUAUUAAUCCCACUAGAGAUAAUGAAGCAACCAAGACUGAACCAAGGAAUAACAUGAGUAUGAAUACCUCCUCCUAUAUUGUAUCAUUUUCAAGCAGCCCUCCUAGAGACUCAGUCUUUUCUCCUAGAUUCAAAAUGUCAGAUGUUGAGGCUGAGAGAGAAAAAACCAUAAGAAUGGCUCUUGAAAAACAUUUUCAAAAUCAAAUGAAUGACGAGAAAUUGAAACUGUCAAGGAAGUAUGCUUCUGAAAAGAAGGAGAUUCUACAAAAGGCAAAUGAAGAUAGGCAGGAGUUAAUGACUGAAAAUACAAGGCUAAGGAAGGAAUUGUUAUCAGAGAAAGAUAUACAAAAAACACCUUACGGAACAAGAGGAGGAGCAGCUUCAGAAGACAUUACAAAACUCAAGCAACAACUGGCCGAACUGCAAGCUAGCAUCAGGGAAAGAGAUGGGAAAAUUGUGCAGAUGGAGAAUUCUGCAACGCAAUUGAAAAAUGAACUAGUUCAAGAAUCUCAAGUUUGGAGAAACAAGUUUGAAAUUGAAAAACAAGUAGCAUGGAAUAGAGAGAAGGAUACAAUUUUAAGAAAUUGGGCGGAAGAAAUAGAAAUUCUGAAAUUGGUUCAACAACAAGAAAGGAUAGAAUCUCAGAAUAUCAUUGACCAAAUAGAAACAGAGCUUGAAGUUGCUAAUCAAAAGAUAGAGUCAGAUAAGAAGUUUGUUGAUUCUGCAGAAUAUGCAAUUGAAAAUUUAAAGAAUCAAAUUGGAAAAUUAAUGAGAGGUGAUUAUGAUACUGCAAGUUUAAUAAUGGAAGCUGCAAAGGAGCGAGCUUUAAUUGAAAAGAGGUAUAAUGACCUCUAUUCAGAUUAUAAUGCUCUUAGAAAUUUAUUCGAAGAGGAAGUUAAAAAGAGAAAGUCCUUGCACAAUCUUGUGGAAGAUAUGAAGGGAAAUAUUCGAGUAAUAGUAAGAAUGAGGCCUUUAAUAGGGGAUGAACAGGCGACUGACCUUUCAAAUGGAAGGAUAGACAUUAAAGAUGAUACAACUAUCACUGUUGGAAGUCAAAAUCUAGGACUGAAAGAGUAUGACUUCUUUAAGGUGCUUGAUGAAAACAUUUCCCAAGAGGAUGUUUUUGAGCACGUGAAACCAAUGCUUCAGAGCGCACUUGAUGGCUACAAUUUGUGUAUUUUUGCUUAUGGCCAAACGGGAAGUGGUAAAACCUUUACCAUUCAUGGGGAGGAUCAAUCUAACCAAUGUGGAUUAAUUCAAAGAACAGCUGACUAUCUGUUCUAUUCUUUAGAAAAACAAAUGUGCUCAAGGACUGAGGCUUUCUCCAUCUCAUGCAGCAUGGUUGAAUUGUAUCUUGACACUUUGAACGAUCUCUUUGAAAAAUAUCAAGAUUCAGAGAAUCAAUUUAAGGCCACAGAUAAGAGAAAGCCUCCACAACUCAGACAAUCAAAGAACGGUAAGAUGUCUGUCACAAACUGUAUCGAAGUAGAUGUGUAUCAUCCAAAUGAUUUGGUUAGAUUAUUGGAAUUUGGAAAUGAGGUAAAGCAAAUUUCCAAAACUGACAUGAAUGAUCAGUCCUCAAGGUCACACACUAUCUUUACUAUCAAAAUCAGUAUGGAAGGAUAUACUCAACCAACCUCUCUCAACCCACAAGGAAGACUAUUCAAAAAGGAAAGUAAGAUUGCCUUUGUUGAUUUGGCUGGUUCUGAGCGAGUUUCCAGAUCGAAUUCCAUUGGUGAUAGAUUUAAAGAAGCUCAGCAUAUUAAUAAGAGUCUCUCAGCAUUGGGAGAUGUGAUUGCAGCCCUCUCUACUCACCAAAAGCACAUUCCAUAUAGAAAUUCUAAACUCACUCUCAUGUUACAAGAUAUGAUUGGAGGCAAUUCCAAAACUCUCAUGUUUGCCAACGUAUCACCAGAUAAAAAGAGUGUUUCUGAGACAAUCUCUACUCUAACAUUUGCUUCCAGAGUGAAAUGUGUAAAAAACCACCCAAUGUUAUCCAGACAAAUAGUGACUGAUGAAAAUUAA